This is a messenger RNA of Portunus trituberculatus (swimming crab), 3367 nucleotides long. RefSeq lists its product as uncharacterized. Gene Ontology annotation, cellular component: nucleus. Gene Ontology annotation, molecular function: protein binding; histone methyltransferase activity. The transcript is spliced from 11 exons. The record is from RefSeq and is a predicted model, not a curated record. NCBI's taxonomy places the organism in Eukaryota, Metazoa, Arthropoda, Malacostraca, Decapoda, Portunidae. Bases 85 to 2304 code for a protein of 739 amino acids.
CAAUGCCAAAAACACUUUUUUGGAGUGUGCUUUCUCCACUUCAGACUUGUUUUCAAUAGAGAAAUUGUGCGGGAUGGAAGUGUGAUGGAGCGAGCCCGUCUCACAGCACCCUGGCCUCUGUAUGUGGCUACUUCCCAGAUACCAGGAGCAGGGGAAGGUGUGUGGACCUCUGCUGCCCUUCCUAGGGGGCUGGUUUUUGGCCCUUAUGAAGGUCAACUUCUUAGGGUGAAAAAGAACUCCAAAGCAGCAGAUUCAGGUUAUGCUUGGCAAUUGCAGGUAAAGUCUUACAAGAAGAGCAGAAUGUGUGUUGACAGUGUGAACAAAUCCAUUAGCAACUGGCUGCGCUAUGUGAACUGUGCGCGAGAUGCUGUGGAGAUGAACCUGGAGGCUUUCCAAUAUAGGAAGGACAUAUACUAUAUCACUCUCCGGGAAAUAAAAAGCAAUUCUGAACUGUUUGUGUGGUAUGGGGAUGAGUAUGGCCGGGAGCUGGGAAUACUGAACCUAUCAAACAGCAUUGUCAGCAUGCAUCCAGCCCAAGAACAACCAGAUAAGUCAGUGGCCAGUGAAGAAACUAAAGUUCACCAGAAGAUGAACAGUAGUGAGACCAAGCCUGCAUACAGUGAACAGACUCUGGAGAAGAUUGGCAAACUCAGCAAGCCACAGUCAGCAUUACAGCAUCUGUUCUGUCUGGCUAAACUAGAAAAGAAUGAAGAUUACAGUGUCAGGGUGGUGUAUAUAAACUCCAUAAAUAAUAAUAAAAAUAGUGAAGGUUCAGGAGAUGCAGACAGGAAACUUAGGAUAUAUGAGGAUGAAUCUUGCUCGCUUCCCAACGUGAGGUUCAACCAGAAGUAUAACUCCAAGUAUAAUCAUGCAUAUUGUAUAGAGUGCAAAAAGACAUACAGCUGCCCCUGCCCCAAGCACCCUAUGACGCUGAUCUUGGAUGUACCUGUUCCUCGUGAUGGCAGUGUCCAGAAUCGGGCUGAGCUCACUAUCCCAUGGCCUUUGUACAUUGCCAAGUCCAAGAUGGAGGAUGGAGGUUUGGGGGUAUGGACCUGUGCUGACAUUCCUGAAGGACUUGUAUUUGGCCCCUGUGAAGGCCGUGUUGUGAAGAGGACUGGAGAGAUGUCUGGCUAUGCCUGGGAGAUCCAUGGGAGGCCAGACCUAGAGAUAGACUGUAAAGACACCUCGGUGAGCAAUUGGGGGCGCUACAUUAAUUGUGCAAGGAACUACAUUGAAAGGAACCUGAUUGCCAUGCAGAUUCAAAGUGAAAUAUUCUAUGUCACCAAUAAUGAGAUUAAAAGGAACACAGAGCUGAUGGUGUGGUAUGGAGCGUCGUAUGGGCAGAUGCUGGGUAUAUCCACCAGGGACUUCUUUAAACCAUUAUUAAAAGCGGCAGAGCUUGAGCGGUGGUGCAGUGAGUGUCAGGUGCUCUUCACUUCACCAGAGUUUCUGGACAGACACAAAGAAAGAUGUAGGCAAAAAGUGAGAGGCAAAAGCAAGAAAAGAACACAGGAUGAUUCAGACUUAUUUCCACAUAAGCACUUGAAGGCAGAAAGGAAACCACAAAUAAGAAAGAAAGAGAAGACCUCAGUUAGAAAUUUUGAAGGAAACUUUUCAUUAGAAGCUAGAGAUGCUGUUAGUCAGACUAAGGAUCUCAGGGAUGUUUCUAGUACUGAUGUUGACUGUUGUAGUUCCUUAGAUCCACUUAUUACCCCAAGUUUCAUCUCCAACCAGUCAUUUAAUGGUAAGGAAACAAGAAUUUUGCCAAAUGUAACCACUAAUUUACAUCAGAUGACUGAUUUUACUCCUGUCAUUUCACAAAACUCACAUGGAACCUUCAAUCAGUGUGUAGAGUUUGAUUCAUCUGAAACAAUAAACAAUGCAUCCUUGGAUUCUGGUUCAGCCUUUUUGAAUAGCUCUUUGAACAAUAAUGAAAUAUUUAUAGAUUCAUUGACUCUGAAAGACUACACUACUUCACAGAAAGAGUCAAUUAAUGAUUCUUCUGGCUACAAGAGUAUUAAUUCCAGCAGCCAGAGCAACCACUGUGAUGAUCUGUGCAGUAAUGCUUUGAACUCUUCAUUGACCACAAGUGGUCUCAGAUAUUCCCAUAAACCUGAACACAGGCCUCAGAUGCCAUGCACAGAGAACACUCAUGAAGGUAUGUUGUGUGAUGGAGAGAGUGAGGCUGAAAAAUCACAGAUAUUCAGUCAUAGUACUGAUGAUAAGAUUUAUUGUGGAACACAAGAGAAAUGUUACUCAGUUGAGGCAAUGAAAGAAAAAAAUCUUCAUGCUCUGAUGAAAUGAGAAUGAUCAAUAAGCAACACACAAGUGAUACCCAUCAGCACGUGUUUAACUCUGAAAGUGGUAAUUGUAGUUAUCCUCACGAAAGGGAUAUACUACAAAAGAAAUUAAAGAGUAAAGAUCUUAAAGGUAGCUUCUUGCAAUGCUACUGGAAGAAAAGGCAUGAUAUUGAAUGCAGAUGGAAAAUGUCAAGCCAUUCCACAGUAGAGCAACGUCAUAUUUAUGUAAGAAAGAAUCAUAUGCACGGUGAACAUGUGAUUAACAGGACAAAAGCUUCUGUCCAGCCUCAGGAAGCUGUAGCAGCAAACACUGGUGACUACAUCAGUUUGUCAUGUGAUAAAUUUUAUGGCAAGAUGUCAAACAAUGAAAUGAGUGGUCAGAAUGUGGCAAAAGAGAAUGGUAACUACUCUAGGCAAGUCAGGCCUAGCGAUACUUUAGACUGUGAUGGGGAGGCCAACCUUCCAUUGCUACAUCAGUGUGAUCAAACUCUUCAGGGAGGGAAGUGUGGUAUUAAUGUAGCUAAUCAUUCAUUGAUUGGUGGCUCAAGACAGGUUGUUAUGCAUCAAAAUGAAAACUAUUGUGGCAGAACACAGCCAGUUCAGUCAUUAAUAAAGAAGGACAAACACAGAACAAACUAUAGGCCAUGUCCAUGGAAGGGCCUUGGCACACUUUAUGAAUGUUACAAAUGUGCCAGAAAAUUUGCCAACAAGUUCAACCUUCAUGAGCAUCAAUUUUGCUGUAAGUAAUGCAGUGCAGCUUUUACUGUUUGUUAUCUUUGUUAGAGGAUGAGUUUCAAUAUUGUAUUUGCAGCCAAAAUUGCAGGGAUGGCAUUUCAUCUUUGACAAAAAGCUGGACGUGUUAUAUAUGUAUUUAACUAAUAAAUGUAUUUGUUUAUGCUUCAUGUAAACUAGGAACACACACACACACACACACACACACACAUAUUUUGAAAUUCACCCUGAUUUUUUUAAGCAUUAUCUCAGGCAAUAAUAUUUCAGCCUCUGUAAUUACAAUGAAAACUAUAAACUUAAUAAUUUAUGUAUGUACAUACUCUGUCAUGUGGGUG